Molecule: messenger RNA, 2505 nt
Organism: Adineta ricciae
Lineage: Eukaryota; Metazoa; Rotifera; Eurotatoria; Adinetida; Adinetidae
Source: the annotation of a GenBank genome assembly
AUGUAUCCGACAAGUGCGUUUAGUCAACCUCCGCUAGGUUAUCCCUACCCUGGCCAACAACAACCACCAGGCUCAAUUUAUCAAUCUCAAUAUGGGGGCGUAGGCGGUUUUAAUCACCAAGUGCCACCACCUUUUCAACCAGGCUCGCAGCCACGCGGCCAAUCGUUGCCAGCAUCUGGCAGACAAUAUGCACCCACUGGCAAUUUUGCCCCACCACCUACAUCAACGUCAUCAUCUCGUCGUCAUCAACAUGGUCCAUAUCCUCCGCCAGCUCCAUCUCAACAUUAUGAAUAUCGCAGUACCCAAGGAUCGAAAAGUAAAAAGCAUCACAAACGACGAAGUGUUUCACCAAGUGCCGUUGAACAAGGUCUAUACUCAGAUCAAGAACAACCGCGAAAAGAACGAACGGAACCAGCGGAAGCACCACAAAAUCGUAGUCGUAGUGCAUCACCUGCACUAGCAAGCCGUUCGAAACAUGAAGGAACAACUGAUAAUAGUCAACCACAGCAGCAGCAGCAGCAGCAGCAACAACAAUCAGCACAAAAUUCAGCACAGCAAUCUCAAGGUGCUGAAGGUGCUCCCAAUGAACCAAUACCAGCAGGCGUAGCCCGAUCAGAAGAAGAACAGGCCGUGGGAGAUCCUGAAAAACGUAGAUCGUCGUCAAAGAAAAAAAGGCAUCAUCGCCGUGAUCGUUAUGAAAAUUAUUGUGCUCCACCACCGCCAGAUGCUGCGCAUGAUCUCAGUCCAAAUAAUCUCUUUCAUCCACAACCACAGUCAGCAUAUUUCGGAGAGUACCAAAACGAAUUACCUCCACAACUAAAGGUUCAUCGUCAACCAUUGUACAAUGGUUACAAUCAAGCUUAUGAAGAAUCAAUUCGUCGUGGUGACGUUUAUCGAAAACAAGCCAAACGUUCUACACGUUUACCACCGGAAGUGAAACAACAGCUACUGCCUCAUGAAGAUGAUCAACAAAAUCAUUCGUUACCCAUAACUCAGCCACCACCCACACAACAACAAUAUCCGUAUGGUCCUGCUUCAGGUUAUCCACCAGCGCCACCUCCACAACAGCCGCCUGCAUCUGGACCACCUUCCUUACAACCCUUCGGUACUACUCGUACAACGUAUAAUCCCUAUCAACCCUAUGCUCCUCCACAUGCGCAAACGAGUUACUAUAGUACUAUGCCAGCAUCUCUACCAUACAACACUCUACCACCAUGGUCCAACGUUAGUCCCAUUAGUGGACCAGCUGAACAAGAAAUUCAACGUCUACGUAGUCACAUUCAUACAUUAGAAGGUGAAUUACAUAAGUUACAACGAAAACUUAAUAAGGCAACAUUAAAUAAUAAUGAAGCAGCUGGAGGACAAGGUGAUCGUAGUCAAGAUGAGGGUACGCGUUCGCAUCGACGAUCAAAACGCGAUGGUAUUGGUUCACCAAGACAAACGCCGGUCAUUGUAGAAUUGAAUAAUGCUACGGGUGAAGCUAUUCGGGAUUCUUCAUCGAAAAAACAUCGACAUCGCACACCAAGUAGUACAAGUGCUCAACAAGGACAACAUGGCUCUGCUCAACAAGAUGUAUCAACAGCUCAGCGUACAGUUGACAGUGCUGUAGGCCAAGAAAAAUUAGCGUCCACUACUGCAGGAUCUGAACAGCAGGCGAAUCAACAAGCAGUCGAUGCACGUGAUCGCUCACGUUCGGGCGGUAAUCAAAUACCUGAAGCAGACAAAGCUGUUGCUUCCAAACAACCACGUGAAGAAGCUGCCGCCCAAUUAGCACAUGCAGCUGCUGCUCACGUGAAUAGCCGUCCAGGAGUAGUUGCUGGAGGUCCUGCGCCACCUCCACCACCGCCUGUUCAACAAAAUCCGCGUCCACAAGUACCUAACCCUCAACAACAACCGCCCCAACCGCCCCAGCAGCAACAACAACAGCCACCACCACCGCAACAUCAACAACAACAACAACAAUUUUUGUUCCAACAAGGCGUUAUACAAGGUCCAGGACAACAAAUUCGUGGUCCAGCUCCACGCCUGCCAGGUCCAGGUAACAUUCGUUUUCCAGCAGAUCCAUAUCAACAGCAACAACAACAACAACAACGUAAUUUACCGAAUCCAAAUUAUAAUCAAUCGAAUAACAAUGAAUUAUUUGAUUAUAUGGAUGACGAUGAAGAACGACGUAAACAAGAUGAACAAAGUCGAUCAGCGGAAAAGAUCCUCGAUGCUUUUGAACGUUUCUAUGUUAAUCGAGGUAAAGCAACGACAGUUCCCAUGAAAGUAAAAUAUAUUCCCGAAGACGAUAACAUUGGCACCAAACGCUCGCAUCAUCACUAUCAACAACGAAAUACCAAUAAUAAUAAUCGAUAUCGCUCAACAAGUCGACAAACUCAAAGCAAUAGCUCAUCAGAAUCGGAAUCUGAUUCUGAAUCGAUUUAUUCGCAUUCACCAUCUUCCUCACGUCGUUCGUUAUAUGACAAUCAAAAUCAAAAAACGACGAUCGGCCCGUUUAUAUGA